Pecten maximus is the source of this 1576-nucleotide messenger RNA. RefSeq names its product SET and MYND domain-containing protein 5-like. NCBI's taxonomy places the organism in Eukaryota, Metazoa, Mollusca, Bivalvia, Pectinida, Pectinidae. The record is from RefSeq and is a predicted model, not a curated record. Gene Ontology annotation, molecular function: histone H4K20 methyltransferase activity; protein binding. The coding region runs from base 63 to 1241 and encodes 392 amino acids. The transcript has 12 exons.
GAUACUCUCGGGUGUUUUUACUAUUCGAAACCAAAACCGAAAGUAGAGCUCCGAAUAUCAAAAUGGCAGCCUCCAUGGCAAACAACGUGGAAAUUAGACAGAUCGACUUGAGUAAAGGUAAAGGCCUGUUUGCUGCUAAAGACUUCAAGAAAGGAGAUGUACUAUUUGAAGAAAGACCCAUUGUAUCUUCUCAGUUUCUCUGGAAUGAAUUUUACAAGUAUACAGCCUGUGAAUACUGUUUAAAGUCUUUAGAGACAGCAGAGAAACAGUGUCAACGUUUGACAGAAAACCCAAGUGUCACUUUGCCGUACCCGGAGUGUUGUGAGGCCAAGCUGGACCAGUACGUCUGGUGUCCGCAAUGCCAGGUAGUGUACUGCUGUGAGGGAUGUCGCACUGCUGCAUGGACCGACUACCACAGGACAUUAUGUAUGGGGCCAUCACGAGAAGAUGGCGACCACCCUCUCGCACGACUUGGAGAGGCAUGGAGAAAUACACACUACCCUCCAGAGACGUCUAGUAUCAUGCUCUUGGCCAAAAUGAUUGCCAUGGUGAAACAGAGUGACGAUAAAUCAUCUGUGAUAUCAACAUUUUCUCAGUUUGUGAAUUUACCUGUAAAUAAAGAGGAGGAGAUCGCUCAUAAGCUUUUGGGGGAAAACUUUAAGCAACCACUUGAACUAUUACGUCAGAUGUUGAUGGAGUCGCUGUUUGAAGAUAAUGUCCAGCAGUGGUACACACCUGAAGGUUUCCGAUCCCUCUUCGCCCUCGUCGGAAUGAAUGGACAAGGAAUUGGCUCCAGUGCAAUAAGUGUAUGGGUUAAGAACUGCGAGAAACUGUCAUUGUCUGAUGAGGAGAAACAGAAAGUUGAUGGCUUUAUAGACCAGAUGUAUGAGGAUCUUGACCGAGUAUCCGGGACGUUUCUGGACUGUGAAGGGUCAGGCCUCUACCGGUUACAGAGUACAUGUAACCACAGCUGUCUUCCAAAUGCUGAAAUUACAUUUCCACAUAACAACCAUUGUCUGGCCUUGGUGGCAACAGAGGACAUUCAACCCGGAGAGGAGAUCUGUAUAUGUUACCUGAGUGAGUGCGACAUCGGACGUAGCAGGCACAGUCGGCAAAAACUUCUCAGAGAAAAUUACCUGUUCCAAUGUGGCUGUGCAAGAUGUCUAGCAGAAGCAGACGACGAAGAUGUUACAUCUGAGGAGGAAGACGAUGAAGAUGAUGAUGAAGAGAUGACAGAAUAGAGGAUUAAGGAGAUGUUGAAGGGGCUAGAGUAUAAUUAUGGAGUACCAGACUUCGAUUCAUUGCCUGUCAAUGAAAGCCUGAAAGACCUUGGGCUCAGUGCAACUGGAGUGAGCUCUUGUUCACUUGAUAGAACACUCCCCUGAACAAACUGAACACUAUUGUUAUCUAAAUCUAAACGGGAAUUGCAUUCAUGGAUGUAUGACUGCAUCAAUGGCACAUGAUGUUGUAAAUACUACAGUCAAACUUCGAUGUUUCGAAGUUCAAGGGACUAACAGAAAAACUUUGAUACAGCGGGACUUCGAAUUAUUCAUGGUUGACAAUAGAUCAAUAUUUU